GUUUCACUCUCUGCAUUGCAGCCUGAGCGCUGCUGCCGGAAUCCAACACAACAAUGGCGACUCCCAGUCCUGACAGCAACUCCACAAGCUCCAGCAACAGCAGCAACAUCGUAGGAUCCACGUCGCACCAACUUCACCAGCAGACACAGAGCAGCAGCAUGCAAGAAACCAACACCUGCUGGAGAUGUCAGAAUGAAACAGGGUUUCAGAUAAGCCUGUCUGGAGUUUCCCAAAGUAAACGUAAAGCCCUGAAGCUGAAUUUUGCCAACCCUCCAGUGAAACCGACCUCCAGGCUGCCGCUCAAUCCAACGGCUCCCUCUUUCCAAAACCCUCACAUAGAGCGCCUGCGGACACACAGUAUCGAGUCGUCGGGGAAGCUGAAGAUCUCCCCGGAGCAGCAUUGUGACUUCACUGCAGAGGAUCUGAGAGACCUCGGGGAGAUCGGCCGCGGAGCGUAUGGCUCCGUCAACAAGAUGGUCCACAAACCCACGGGCCAGAUCAUGGCUGUCAAGAGGAUCCGCUCCACUGUGGAUGAGAAGGAGCAGAAACAGCUGCUGAUGGAUCUUGACGUGGUGAUGAGGAGUAGCGACUGUCCCUACAUCGUUCAGUUCUACGGCGCCCUCUUCAGAGAGGGGGACUGUUGGAUUUGUAUGGAACUUAUGUCUACCUCAUUAGACAAAUUCUACAAAUAUGUAUAUUGUGCAUUAGAUGACGUCAUUCCAGAGGAAAUAUUAGGCAAAAUAACAUUAGCGACCGUUAAAGCACUGAACCACUUAAAAGAAAACUUGAAAAUAAUUCACAGAGACAUCAAACCUUCCAACAUUCUUAUGGACCGAAAGGGGAAUAUCAAGCUGUGUGAUUUCGGCAUCAGCGGUCAGCUGGUGGACUCCAUAGCCAAGACCAGAGAUGCAGGCUGCAGGCCUUACAUGGCACCUGAGAGGAUAGACCCCAGUGCUUCCAGACAGGGCUAUGAUGUCCGGUCUGACGUGUGGAGCUUGGGAAUCACCUUGUAUGAGCUGGCCACAGGAAGGUUUCCUUACCCCAAGUGGAAUAGUGUUUUUGAUCAGCUGACACAGGUGGUGAAAGGAGAACCUCCUCAGCUCAGCAACUCGGAGGAGCGGCAGUUCUCUCCCAAGUUCAUCAACUUUGUUAACCUAUGCCUUACAAAGGAUGAAUCAAAAAGGCCAAAGUACAAGGAGCUUCUGAAACACCCCUUUAUUCUGAUGUAUGAAGAGCGCUUCGUGGACGUCGCCAGCUACGUAUGCCGCAUCCUGGAUCAGAUCCCCGCCUCUCCCAUCUCUCCUAUGUAUGUGGACUGACUGAGUUAAGCUGGGGAGCUUGGGGAGGGGGGCAGGGGAGUCGGGGAAGGGGGGGGGGGGGGGGGCGGCGGUCACCCAACAUGCAGUGGGUGGAACACUAAGCUUUGUGAAGCGACGCUUAACAUCUUAGCCGUCAGAGUUACGUAGGAUCACCUGUUUUAUUCACAUGUUCCAAAGAACAAAGGAACCGAGUCCAAAUUGCCCGGUGCAAUGAGAUGAGUAUUGUUAAGCAAACACAUCCACCUCCCAUCACCUCGUUCAGAGUCCGUGAAACCCGAAAUAUUAUCAUCACCAUCAUCAUCAUCAUCACCACCUUCAGCCAGAAAAACUUGAAGACGUAACAUUGUCUUAGUAAAAUGCAAUGCCUCGUUUUAUGUGGGGAAAAAGGAAUAGAGUAUACAUAUAUCGUAUAUAUAUAUAUAUAUAUAUAUAUAUACUUGAACUCGUACACAAAUACAGAAUCUACCAAAUAAAAUGUUGAACAGUGACGCUCAUGACGUAUGAACAAAAAUAGCCACCUAUUGGAUUGUACAUUGUGGACUGUACGUAUGCAUCUGUGUGUUCACCUCUGAAUUGUUGACAUGUACAGACGUAUGCCGAUAGACCUACUGUCUAAACACACACACACACACACACACUUCACACAGUUUGUGGUCGGCACCUUCACUCAUGGUAAAUGGAAUGAGUAUGCAAAAGUGUUUCCCUCUGAAAGCUCAUGGAUAUGGUAGUGUGGCUUUACUUCUUUGUUUUUUGUUUUUUUUUUUCAAUAUGCAAUCUGUGAGAGUUUGUCUUGACUCAUGACUGGGGACAAAUAUACAUUUCUUACAUCCACAGCGAGCCCCAGCUUGUACCUUUCAUUUAUUAUCAUUAUUAUUAUUAUUAUUAUUAUUACUCUUGAGUCAAAGAGCUAAGCAUCUGCUUUUAUGAAGGAUAAAUCCCCGGUGAGCUUCAAAAACCCCAGAAGGUCAUUUAACAACACAGGUAUUUGCAGAGUCUUUAAAGUCUCUGUCCGUUAUGUACACUGCACAAUAAAAAAAAAAUCUGUUAUGUAUAGUUGCUGUUCGGUGGAUUUAAGUUGUGAACAACUAAAACUUGAAAUGAUCUUUUUUUUUUUGGCUGAAAAGGCAGAAACAUUUCAAUCUUGAGCGUCUAAUUAACGUUCACCACCAGCAGCUCCAUCCUGGAAAUGAGCUCAGCAUGUUAAUGUUCAUCAAAUGUAGCCGACUUAAUAUUACACUUCAUUUUGUUUCAUAGUUGAUGUGGCUGUAUGAAAGUUUAACUGUUAAAGUUCUCCUGAAGGUGAUGAGCUGAGACUAGACUCAGUUCUCUGGAGCAACCAACUGCUAAAGCUCACAUUUCAUUUCAGACAUGACUGAACUAAUGUUGACUUACAACUGAUAGAACCUCAGUUUUUAAAUUCAGACUGACGAAUUUUUGUUUUGUUUUUUUAAAUCUGGAAAUAGUUUUUCAGCAACUAUUUAUCCUGCAGAGAAGAAGAUGCUAAUUUCUAAAGACUAAAAUAAUAAUAGAUGAGAGAAACAAACUGGGGCUAAGCCAGUGCUACGUUGCCUGAUGUAAAGUUACUUUAGGACGUCAUGUCCCUCAAUGUAAAUGUGUAUGUAUAUAGUGCAUCUAAUCUGCUGUUUCUGGCAGGCUCUGCUCGACACUUAAGGCUCUUUUCUGAAACACAGAGAUGAUCAGAGGUUUAGCUUCGGUUUGAGAAAGAGCCUUAAUGCUCCUCAGCAGCCUGUCAUAGCACUGUACAGUUAAACUGCUCAUCCACACUGAUCACAGGUCCAACAUACUGCCACACAAAGGCAAACAGCAGUAACUACACAAGUCCUGGGGUUUUCCUGUUGAGACAAAUGAUACCCGUCGAUGCUGCUAAACGACAAACUGUCCACUAACCACACACCUGUCAGGAGAGGAGGAAGGAAGGUCGCUCCCCGGAUAGUUACUGCUCUUUGACCCUUAAGGUCACCAUGAACUCAGCAUGCUCCUCUGUGACUCGGCAUGUCUCUCUGGCUUGCACUGAUGAUAGAAUGUUUCCACGCCAAACCAUGUAUUACACCUGGGAUGCGUCUCUGUAGUCUAAAGACACGUUCCCUCGCCUGUCUUCCUCCACCGGCGCUGAUUUUUACUAAAAGUUUACCGUACUGGACCAGGUGAAAGGGAAGCUGCAAAUCUGAGACUAUUGAGAUCCUCCCUGUUAUUCCCUCUCAGAAAGCCAUGUCUGCCAGGCAGGGUCUCUCACCCACAGGAUGGACAUUAGUGGACAAACGUCACACAACUUGGAGUUAGCUACGUAAUCAAACUGUGUGUAGGGAUGCUAAUCCUUCAACACUGGGACGCUGUAGAGACUUGUAAUAAAUGACUUUUCAGUGUGAGGAUGGCAUUAUUUAUAUUUUCUUUCCCAUGAAUCCCGUGAAUAUUAAAUUGAAAACAGCCUCGUCCUUCAGAUUCUAAUAAUGUAAUUUUUUCUUUGUGUUUUUGGCAUUUACCUCCACUACAGGCUUUAUUACAUUCAGUGUCAUUACAUUAAAGGAACUGCCGUACCUAAAGGGACACUGCAGUGAUUUUAGUAUUGUACUUUAAAAAAGUUGGGAGUCUCACAAAGAGACAGAUUUUAACAAUAAAAAAAAAAAAAAAACGGUCAAAAUUGAUGCAGCAGAGGCUGAGAUAUCCUGCCCUAACAGCGCUUCGUAUGGCACAAGCUCCAAAACAAAAGUUCAGACGAGUUAACUGAACUUUGUGUAAAAUCGGCGGAGCUCCCCUUUACAUUCUACCUAAACGUCUACGACACGGGCCUCUACAGAUGUUAGCCAUGUUGGAGGAUGGUCUCUAUGGUCUUGUGGCGUACUCGGGAGGGCGGAACAUUACAAACCAAGAUGGGUGGAGAGGGUCACUGUAGACCAGACACGGUUCUCUGUCCAGUUCACCAGGAGAAUUCUGUCAGCUCUGUUCUUUCUAAUGGUGAAAUGGUGCAAACCCCUGAGAAAGUCCACGGUCGCAUUUAACACAACAGAAGAAGCUGUUUCACUGCAAACAGGUCUCCAGGUCUGUUCUUCUCUCAUGAGAUGUGUUUCCAGGAAGCUAACUUACCACUGGUGAAUAUGAAUCUCCAGGGUACAUGUUGUAUAAAUUGCAAUUUACUAGAAUGUUCAUAUUAGAUUAUAAGAUAAUAUUAAGGGCAAUGAAUAUUAUAUUGUAUCUUUAUCGAGGGUUACAAAUAAAGUUCCCAUGGAAAAGAUGAAAAAGCUGUAUUGUGUUUCAUUUCUUCUGAUUUGGACGUAAAUAAAAAAAUAAAGUACCUGCGGAAAUGAA
Toxotes jaculatrix (banded archerfish) is the source of this 4643-nucleotide messenger RNA. RefSeq names its product mitogen-activated protein kinase kinase 4b (gene map2k4b). The coding region runs from base 54 to 1319 and encodes 421 amino acids. The record is from RefSeq and is a predicted model, not a curated record. The transcript is spliced from 13 exons. Gene Ontology annotation, biological process: MAPK cascade; protein phosphorylation. NCBI's taxonomy places the organism in Eukaryota, Metazoa, Chordata, Actinopteri, Toxotidae. Gene Ontology annotation, molecular function: ATP binding; JUN kinase kinase activity.